This is a messenger RNA of Panthera uncia (snow leopard), 5337 nucleotides long. It is a transcript of the gene FZD8, whose product is annotated as frizzled class receptor 8. The transcript is spliced from 2 exons. The coding region runs from base 5 to 1939 and encodes 644 amino acids. Gene Ontology annotation, biological process: canonical Wnt signaling pathway; non-canonical Wnt signaling pathway. The record is from RefSeq and is a predicted model, not a curated record. Gene Ontology annotation, cellular component: plasma membrane. Gene Ontology annotation, molecular function: Wnt receptor activity; Wnt-protein binding. Lineage: Eukaryota; Metazoa; Chordata; Mammalia; Carnivora; Felidae.
CAGCAUGGAGUGGGGUUACCUGUUGGAAGUGACCUCUUUGCUGGCCGCCUUGGCGCUGUUGCAGCGCUCGAGCGGUGCGGCGGCUGCCUCGGCUAAGGAGCUGGCUUGCCAAGAGAUCACCGUGCCGCUGUGCAAGGGCAUCGGCUACAACUACACGUACAUGCCCAACCAGUUCAACCACGACACGCAGGACGAGGCGGGCCUUGAGGUGCACCAGUUCUGGCCGCUAGUAGAGAUCCAGUGCUCGCCCGACCUCAAGUUCUUCCUGUGCAGCAUGUACACGCCCAUCUGCCUGGAGGACUACAAGAAGCCCCUGCCUCCUUGCCGCUCGGUCUGCGAGCGCGCCAAGGCCGGCUGCGCACCCCUCAUGCGCCAGUACGGCUUCGCCUGGCCCGAUCGCAUGCGCUGCGACCGGCUGCCGGAGCAGGGCAACCCCGACACGCUGUGCAUGGACUACAACCGCACCGACCUCACCACAGCCGCACCCAAUCCGCCGCGCCGCCUGCCGCCGCCGCCCCCGGGUGAGCAGCCGCCCUCCGGCAGUGGCCACGGCCGCCCGCCCGGGGCCAGGCCCCCGUCCCGCGGCAGGGGCGGUGGCGGCGUGGACGCAGCGGCGCCCCCCACGCGCGGCGGCGGCGGCGGCGGCGGCGGGAAGGCGCGGCCCCCUGGCGGCGGCUCCGCUCCCUGCGAGCCGGGCUGCCAGUGCCGCGCGCCCAUGGUGAGCGUGUCCAGCGAGCGGCACCCCCUCUACAACCGCGUCAAGACCGGCCAGAUUGCCAACUGCGCGCUGCCCUGCCACAACCCCUUCUUCAGCCAGGACGAACGCGCCUUCACCGUCUUCUGGAUCGGCCUGUGGUCUGUGCUGUGCUUCGUGUCCACCUUCGCCACCGUCUCCACCUUCCUCAUCGACAUGGAACGCUUCAAGUAUCCUGAGCGGCCCAUUAUCUUCCUGUCGGCCUGCUACCUCCCUGGCGGGCGCGGCGAGUACGAAGAACUGGGCGCUGUGGAGCAGCACGUGCGCUACGAGACCACGGGCCCGGCGCUGUGCACCGUGGUCUUCUUGCUCGUGUACUUCUUCGGCAUGGCCAGCUCCAUCUGGUGGGUGAUCCUGUCGCUCACGUGGUUCCUGGCGGCGGGCAUGAAAUGGGGCAAUGAGGCCAUCGCUGGCUACUCGCAGUACUUCCACCUGGCCGCGUGGCUCGUGCCCAGCGUCAAGUCUAUCGCCGUCCUGGCGCUCAGCUCCGUGGACGGCGACCCGGUGGCCGGCAUCUGCUACGUGGGCAACCAGAGCCUCGACAACCUGCGCGGCUUCGUGCUAGCGCCGCUCGUCAUCUACCUCUUCAUCGGCACCAUGUUCCUGCUGGCCGGCUUCGUGUCGCUCUUCCGCAUCCGCUCAGUCAUCAAGCAGCAGGGCGGCCCCACCAAGACGCACAAACUGGAGAAGCUCAUGAUCCGCCUGGGUCUCUUCACUGUACUCUACACCGUGCCCGCCGCCGUCGUGGUCGCCUGCCUCUUCUAUGAGCAGCACAACCGCCCGCGCUGGGAGGCCACGCACAACUGCCCGUGUCUGCGGGACCUGCAGCCAGACCAAGCGCGCCGGCCCGACUACGCCGUCUUCAUGCUCAAGUACUUCAUGUGCCUCGUGGUGGGCAUCACCUCGGGCGUGUGGGUCUGGUCCGGCAAGACUCUCGAGUCGUGGCGCGCCCUGUGCACCCGCUGCUGCUGGGCCAGCAAGGGUGCUUCGGGGGGCGCAGGCGCUGGGGCCGCAGGGGGGGGUGGGGUGCCGGGAGGUGGUGGGGGCGUGGGGUCCGGUGGGGGCGGGGUCCCGGGCGGUGGGGCGGGAUCCCUCUACAGCGACGUCAGCACCGGCCUGACGUGGCGAUCUGGCACGGCCAGCUCCGUGUCUUAUCCAAAGCAAAUGCCAUUGUCCCAGGUCUGAGCGGAGGGGAGGGGGCACCCGGAAGGAAUGGGGAGGGGGGCGAGGAAACCUAGUGCAGGGAAGGGACAGUCGACGGGCUGAGGUUCCCACCCCUUCACCGUGUUGAUUGCUAUUAGCAUGAUAAUGAACUCUUAAUGGUAUCCAUUAGCUGGGACUUAAAUGACUCGCUUAGAACAAAGUACCUGGCAUUGAAGGCUCCCAGACCCAGCCCCCUUUCCUCCAUUGAUAUGCGUGGAGCUCCUCUCGCCAGGCGUUAAUCUCUGUUGGCAGCGGAGGGUGGACUCUGCUGCUGCGUUUCAAAACGCAAGGUUUGUAGCCCUCGCUGGUUGCCAUUUGCUGAGCUUGAAGCCAGAUCUACAGAUUUCACCUGAGGGACCUGUUUUUCUCCCUCUACUCUCCUACGUAAAUUCUUACUCCUAACAUAUCCUAGAGGAGGGAUGACCGCGACCUAAUGGAAUUGCACGGUUUGGGUAUUCUUAAUGACCAGGCAAAUGCCUUAAAUAAACAAACAAGAAAUGUCUUAAUUAUACACCCCAAAUCAAUACGGGUUUCUUACAUUAGAGGAUGUAUUUAUAUAAUUAUUUGUUAAAUUGUAAAAAUGUGUAAAAUAUGUACAUAUUCAAAGAUAUACAGUCUGUACAUUUUUUUUGUAAAAAGUUUAGAGGCCACCCCUGUAAGAACAAAUAUAAGUAUUCUAUUUUGUCAAUAAAAUGACUUUUGAUAAAUGAUUUAAACAUCGCCCUCUCCCCCUGCCUCUUCUAAGCUGUUACCUUUAAAGUGCUUGCUAAGGACACGCUGGAAAAAAUGGACAUUUUCUGGUUUCUCAUUUUGUACUCUGACCUUAGGCAUGGAGAAAAUGACCUGUUAAACUCUAGUUCUUAAGUUGUUAGCAAAGUAAAUAUCACUGUUGAACUGAAAUCAAAAUUGAGUUUUUGCACCUUCCCCAAAGAUGGUGUUUUUCAUGAGAGCUCUUUUCUGAUCCAUGGAUAACAACACUCACCUUAGUGUAUGUAAGUGGAACUUUUGCAAGGCAAUAAUUGCACGCAGGCCUUGUUAUUUAUCUUGUAUAAUAUGACUAAAGGCUUCAAAACCCCGCAUUUAUUUCUUGGCGUGCCUGAUUUUGAAAGCACCUGGGUUUUCAGGGACCGAACACACUGCUGAAGUGCAGACGUUAAUGUUUUAAACCAUCGAUCGCACUUUACAGUGUAAGUCACUUGACUAUCUGGUAGCGGAGCAGGCGUUCUUUAAUGGAUUAAACUAACGGGUUAACAUCUUAAUAACCUUCCAGGCUUGUGUAUAUCAAAUGUGCUUCUUUUUCUAGAGAAAAAGCUAUUGUUCCUCUGUCAAGACUAAGCUAAUUUAUUUGAGCAGAAGGCUGUUGAAUUAGCAGAAGAAUGCUUUGGCAAUUGUUGAACUUUUUACCUGUCUGCCCAGUGGCCCAGCACAUCAUUCCUUUAAGAGGAGCUAAAUGAAUAGGGUUAAUCUGUAGGGAACUUGGUCUUUUGAGUUUGAAAAACUUUGAUCUUUUCUCCUCUCCAAAUGUGCUGUAUAGUCUGAAGUUUCUUUCCCUGCUGCCCGGCUCCUCUUGGUGCAGACCAAUUGGCCACCGCGGAGCCUUAAAGUUCUUCCAUUAAAGGGAUGUGGGACUUUUACUUUAAAAAGGAGAGAGAGCGAGGGAGAGGAAGACUUGUAACAGUUAGUGAAGACCAGAGGCACAAGUGCGCUCAGCCUUUUAAACAGCUUUUCCCGGCAUUGUUAGCCAGCCUGCAGGCAGCUAGGCAUGGGUUGAAGCAUUAUAGAAAAGGGCUCUGAAUGCCCUACAGGUGGUCUGUGCACAUAAUCCCCCAAUUUAAAGCGUUUUCCUUUGCUGGACAAUUGCAUUACAAAACUCCCUUCUUUUUCGCCCCUAAUUGAACCAAUGAACUAUUAUAAACUACAAGUUUUUCUUAAAAAAAAAAAAGGAAAAAAAAACCUCAGUGCCUAAAUUCUAUUGAGUAAAUUCUGGCAAGUUUUCUGAACUGAACCUUUUAAAAGCACCGGAAGUAAAUGCUUCUUCAGACAUUUCACUUUUCCAGAUAUUUUUAUUUCUCAUGCUUGUUAUUUUCUGACAGAUUAGCAAUAAUUUAAAAGUAAUUGGUAAGGUUGUGUGUUCAUACUGAAAAGAUAGCCCCAGGUCCCUUAUUAACCUGUCAAUCAAGAUAAGAAAUGGGCAGCUACCCCUGCUAAUGAUGGGGGGCAUCAAACAUUGCAGGGCGGGAGGCGACGUGUUCUCUGCAUCCUGCUAAAAUGUUUGUUCUCUUUACUUUUCUCAAUAGGAAUAUUUCGUGAUUAAAAAAAAUUUUUUUUAAUUAAUAGGAUGGAAACUACUUCCUUGGCUGAUCUUUCUCGUGUGAGAGGCUUUUAAGAAGAGUUUCUUAGUAGAAACAUUUUGCAAAUCCUUUCCAGAGUAAUUCUUGGUGGUAAUUGGAUUUUUAAAUUAUAUAUGCCAUAAAAGAACACCUACUUUAGCUAUCAUGCUGAUUAUGUUUCUUAAAGUCAGAGGCACUGUAAAAUCUUCACCUCCCAGCAGUCUUAUUUAUUAAAGAAUUACUGUUUUGUAACUUAAGUACCAAUAAGUGGCCUGCAUCGAACCCAUGUGGUGACACUCAUAUAGAGUAUAUAAGCCAGCCAUAAACUUUACAGUUUCAGUAAUAAAGUGUAAUUUUGAGGGCACUUCCCAUAGUCUUUACCACAUAUAUGGGGUGGGGAGAGAGCUAAAAGUCACUACUUAGCAUAUUGGUGUUCUAACAUAGCAGCAUUCUCAUUAUUGACACAUUUCCAACUAUGUGACAGUGGGAAAUGUCCAACUUUGAAGCUUUUUCCUUUAUUAAUUUUUCAACAUAUCUUUGUAAAAUGCCAUACUUGAUAGCUUUUGCAAAAUGACUAUAAAUGUGCACAAUAUAAACAAGUUUACUAAACAAGCAAAAAAACCCUCCUGACAUUCUGAGGACAACUCUUAGAAGGUUUUAGUAAGACCUGCACCUGUAAUCACUAAAGACUGACUUUAGAAACAUACUGAAACACAAGUGCUGGUUCUUUGCCUUGAAAACUAAAACUUGAGUUGCAAAGUUGCUAAUAUCCAAAUGGUAUCUAUUAAUAGAAUAAAAGACUCAAAAUUUAUUUGGGGGGGUGGGAAAAUGGAGGAAGAGUCUCAUUUUGGCCAUUUGCCUUAGUUAGACAAAUGAAUAGGUUCCUUGCCAGAACACCCUCUUUGUGCUACAUUAACUAUAUGGAACAAGUGUUUUUUGUUUUUUGUUUUUUGUUUUUUAAUUUUGUCAAACAUGGGAGGUGAGGGCGCAGGGAGGGGAUAUGGUGAAUGUGUGGCUAGAAGAUAGUGUAAAUAAAAUCUAAUAUGGUUA